Linum tenue is the source of this 1758-nucleotide messenger RNA. The record is from the annotation of a GenBank genome assembly. NCBI's taxonomy places the organism in Eukaryota, Viridiplantae, Streptophyta, Magnoliopsida, Malpighiales, Linaceae.
GUGGUGUUGUUGGUAGGUGUACCAGAAUUCCCUGAAAAGCCCCACCAAUUUUCUGGUUAUACCAAAAUCACUCCCAUCUCAUCUCAUGCCUCCAAAUUUCUUCACCUACCAAGUUUUCAAAUAAAACACACAUAAUUAAUUCACAAAACCCCAUCCCCGACCCCGAUUCUCUUUCAUUCAAGCCCCCAGUUUUGAUUCGAAUCGCGUUCUCAGUCUUUCCCUUGUUUUUUUCACCCACAGCUGAGAGACGCCCCCACCGGCCCAACUCCCUCGUAUAAAUUUGCUUGCUUUCAGCUGGGUGGCAAGUUGCCUGGGAAAACCGUGGGUUUUGGGGGGAUCGCUCAACUAUCGCUAGGAUGGAUUUGGAAUUCCUGCAGACAGUUGACCCUCAGAUCCUCGUGGGAGUUGCAGUGGCUGUUGUCGCCAUUGCCAUUGGUGCUAUCUUCCUCUUCUCUUCCAAGAAACCUAGAGGUGUCUUAGACCCUGAGAACUUCAGGGACUUUAAACUCGUCAAGCGCACGCAGCUUAGCCAUAAUGUGGCCAAGUUCACGUUUGCACUGCCUACUCCAACUUCAGUUUUGGGCUUGCCUAUUGGUCAGCAUAUUAGUUGCAGGGGCAAGGAUAGUCAGGGAGAGGAAGUAAUUAAACCCUAUACUCCAACUACGCUUGACUCUGAUGUUGGAUCUUUUGAGUUAGUUAUUAAGAUGUAUCCACAAGGAAGAAUGUCCCACCAUUUCAGAGAGAUGCGUGUUGGCGAAAGUCUCGCUGUGAAAGGACCCAAGGUACAAGUAUUGAGCAUCCUGCAGGGGUGUUGCUUAUUGGGCGUUUUAGAUACCAACCUGGCCAAGUUAGAGCUUUUGGAAUGCUUGCUGGUGGCUCUGGCAUUACACCAAUGUUCCAAGUACGCUCUGAAACUUAACUUUUCGGCUGUUGCCAGAGCCAUACUGGAAAACCCGAAAGACCAGACGAAGGUCCAUCUUAUUUAUGCCAACGUAACACAUGAUGACAUUUUGUUAAAGGAGGAAUUGGAAGGUCUUGCUUCUCGGUACCCUGACAGCUUCAAGAUCUACUAUGUCUUGAAUCAGCCCCCAGAGGUUUGGAAUGGUGGUGUUGGUUUUGUUUCAAAGGAAAUGAUUCAAACCCAUUUGCCAGCUCCAGCAGCUGAUAUCCAGAUUCUUAGGUGUGGACCGCCACCGAUGAACAAGGCCAUGGCAGCACACCUUGAAGCGAUUGGCUAUACCCCCGAGAUGCAGUUUCAGUUCUGAUCUAAACAUGUUUAUUCGAGCUCGGGAGCAAUUUCAAUUGCGCACUUUGUUGUAGUUGGCUUUCACCUAGUCUGAAUGAUGGUGAUCAUGCCCUCCUCUUAUCUGAGAACAAAAUGAAAUGUGCCUGCUUGACUUUUCAUUGCUCGUUGUGGAUGUUGAAACUAACAAAGAGCUCCUUAAGUUUUGGCUGAAAUUAAUGCUUUUAGGUUACAGAAAUUAGCCUUUGCCACCUAAGAACUUGUUAUCUACAUAUUACUUUUACAACGAACGUCACGGCUUGUUGCCAAAAUUGACACAAAGCACGGCCAUGAUGAUGCUGAUCCGGAGGCAAGAUGGUCUCAUGUAGCACCAGUUUGAAGGAGUGCCGAGGCUAGAGGGUCAAGGAAGCCGUGGUUGGGGAAGAAUUUCAUACUCAGGUGAACAUUGAACAAAGUAGAUAGUGGAGACUGAAGACUAGGGGCAGUCAAGAAUGAGGGCAAAGCUUCCUUGGGAG